Messenger RNA from Lynx canadensis (Canada lynx), 1647 nucleotides. It is a transcript of the gene ALG8, whose product is annotated as ALG8 alpha-1,3-glucosyltransferase. Bases 45 to 1625 code for a protein of 526 amino acids. The transcript is spliced from 13 exons. Gene Ontology annotation, cellular component: endoplasmic reticulum membrane. NCBI's taxonomy places the organism in Eukaryota, Metazoa, Chordata, Mammalia, Carnivora, Felidae. The record is from RefSeq and is a predicted model, not a curated record. Gene Ontology annotation, molecular function: dolichyl pyrophosphate Glc1Man9GlcNAc2 alpha-1,3-glucosyltransferase activity. Gene Ontology annotation, biological process: protein N-linked glycosylation.
CCGGAUGUGGAUCCAGUUGGUUGAAAGCGCCGGGCGCUACAGUAAUGGCCGCUCUCGGAAUUGCGAUGGGUGGUGGCAAUUGGUUUUCGGCUUUGGCGCUCGGGGUGACUCUCCUCAAAUGCCUUCUCAUCCCCACAUACCAUUCCACAGAUUUUGAAGUACACCGAAACUGGCUUGCUAUCACUCACAGUUUGCCAGUAUCACAGUGGUAUUAUGAGGCAACUUCAGAAUGGACCUUGGAUUAUCCGCCUUUUUUUGCGUGGUUUGAGUAUGCCCUGUCACAUGUUGCCAAAUAUUUUGAUCAAGAGAUGCUGAAUGUCCGUAAUCUGAACUAUUCCAGCUCGAGAACCUUACUUUUCCAGAGAUUUUCUGUCAUCUUUACAGAUGCACUCUUUGUGUAUGCUGUCCACGAGUGCUGUAAAUGCAUUGAUGGGAAAAAAGCAGGUAAAGAACUUACAGAGAAGCCAAAGUUUAUUCUAUCAGUGUUACUGCUGUGGAACUUCGGGUUGUUAAUCGUGGACCAUAUUCAUUUCCAGUACAAUGGUUUUUUAUUUGGAUUAAUGCUACUCUCCAUUGCACGAUUAUUUCAGAAAAGGCAUAUGGAAGGAGCAUUUCUCUUUGCUGUUCUUCUACACUUCAAGCACAUCUACCUCUAUGUAGCCCCGGCUUAUGGUGUAUACCUGCUACGGUCUUACUGUUUCACUGCAAAUAAACCAGAUGGAUCCGUCCGAUGGAACAGUUUCAGCUUUGUCCGUGUUAUUUCUCUAGGACUGAUUGUUUUUUUAGUUUCUGCUCUUUCACUGGGUCCCUUCCUAGCCUUGAACCAACUGCCUCAAGUCUUGUCCCGACUCUUCCCUUUCAAGAGGGGCCUCUGCCAUGCAUAUUGGGCUCCAAACUUCUGGGCUUUGUACAAUGCUUUGGACAAAGUGCUCUCCAUCAUCGGUUUGGAAUUGAAACUUCUUGAUCCCAACAAAAUUCCCAAGGCCUCAAUGACAAGUGGUUUGGUUCAGCAGUUCCAACACACAGUCCUUCCCUCAGUGACUCCCUUGGCCACCCUCAUCUGCACUCUGAUUGCCAUAUUGCCCUCUGUUUUCUGUCUUUGGUUUAAACCCCAAGGGCCCAGAGGCUUUCUGCGAUGUCUAAUUCUUUGUGCCUUGAGCUCCUUCCUAUUUGGGUGGCACGUCCAUGAAAAAGCCAUACUCCUUGCAGUUCUCCCGAUGAGCCUUCUUUCUGUGGGAAAAGCAGGAGAUGCUUCAAUUUUUCUGAUUCUGACCACAACGGGACAUUAUUCCCUCUUCCCUCUGCUCUUCACUGCACCAGAACUUCCCACUAAAAUCUUACUCAUGUUACUAUUUACCACCUAUAGUAUUUCCUCACUGAAGACUCUAUUCAGAAAAGAAAAACCUCUUUUUAAUUGGUUGGAAACUUUCUACCUCCUUGGCUUGGGGCCUCUGGAAGUCUUCUGUGAAUUUCUAUUCCCUUUCACCUCCUGGAAGCUGAAGUACCCCUUUAUCCCUUUGUUACUGACCUCAGUGUAUUGUGCAGCCGGCAUCACAUAUGCUUGGUUCAAACUGUAUGUUUCAGUGUUGUCUGACCCUCCUUCCAGCAAGACAAAGAAACAAUGAAUAAAGGAACUGCUUGGAUAUC